UAUUAAUACAACCGCUCACCAGAUAAGUUGCGGCUCUACGUUCAGACAUUUUCUGAAGGGGGAAAAUUGCGUGCUAUUUUUCGGGAACGUUAUUCAGUUAUUGCACCAUUGUCCGGGCGGUUGUUUCGAUUGCGGAGUUGAAAAUUGUGCGGUAAAAUCGGUGUAUUGUUAUGACGUAGAAUAGGAGUAACACAUCGCUCCGCAGAUGUGGAAACUUAUUAAAUUUUUUCCAAAAAAUACAAACGCUUUGUGGUUCGUCGCGUAUUGAUCUCUCAGGGCGAUGUGGAGUCUUGUGUUAUGUUGGCACUGUACUAUUUUGUUUGUAAACUAAUACUCGCUACAAAGAUUAUUCUCAACCAAAUUACGAAUAACUGAUUGUGAGAAUGGAGAUCGUCGGGGAUUACGAAUACAAUACGAAAGACCUGAUCGGCCACGGCGCUUUUGCCGUUGUAUUCAAAGGCAGACAUCGCAAGAAACUUAAUUUCGUUGUCGCCAUCAAGAGCAUCACCAAAAAGAGUCUAGCCAAGUCGCAAAACCUCUUGGGGAAGGAGAUCAAAAUCCUAAAGGAGUUGACUGAGCUUCAUCAUGACAAUGUCGUUGCACUGCUGGAUUGUAAAGAGUCUAAUCACAAUGUCUUCCUGGUUAUGGAAUAUUGUAAUGGCGGUGACUUGGCAGAUUACCUGAGUGUAAAGGGCACAUUAUCUGAAGACACAAUUAGAGUGUUCUUGAAACAGCUUGCCGGUGCCAUGAAAGCUCUACAUGCUAAAGGCGUUGUUCACCGCGAUCUCAAACCUCAAAAUAUAUUGUUGAGUCAUUGCUGCGGGAAGGCUUGCCCUCAGCCCCAUCAGAUUACUCUGAAAAUUGCGGACUUUGGCUUUGCCAGAUUUUUGCAAGAUGGCGUAAUGGCUGCAACGCUGUGUGGUUCACCGAUGUACAUGGCACCUGAAGUUAUAAUGUCUCUACAGUAUGAUGCUAAGGCCGAUCUGUGGUCAUUAGGAACGAUUGUGUUCCAGUGUCUCACAGGCAAGGCUCCCUUCCAAGCCCACACGCCUCAGGCCCUGAAACUAUUUUACGAGAAGAACGCCAACCUGGGCCCAAAAAUUCCUGUUGGUACAUCACCAGAACUCUCAGACCUUUUGGUUGGCUUGUUACGACGUAAUGCCAGAGAUCGCAUGCCAUUCGACGAAUUCUUCAAUCACCCAUUCUUGCAAGGACCCAGGGAGAGUGUCAGCCCUCUACCGGUUGAGCUUCCCGCAUCUCCUGGAGGAUUAGCGACAGUUGAUACAGGACCUAGCAGUCCUAGAUCUGGUCCAGAGGCUCACAGCCCCUGUUCUAGUCCAGAUGACGAUUUUGUUCUAGUACCGAGCGAUCUCAGUAGCGAAACCGAAAAUAACAUGCCACAACCAAUCAAGUAUGUCAAACAGAACAGUCGCGAAGCUGUUAGUCCUCCUAGACCCAGUUUUCUUCCAAUAUCUGAACCAAUACCAGUACCAACCCAACGUAACAUAGUACAGCCGUCAUCGCCAUCGUCAAAUAGGUCAAGAGUCGAGGGUAGCAGUGUGCCUAGGUCACAGCCCAUAACAAUGAGACGCAGCAGCGAUACCCGCCAUAGCUAUGCUCCAGACAUCGGCUCGCUAAGCCCACCAAGCGUUCAGUUUGUGAUUGGAACUCCACCGGGUAGAAGACUAAGUGAAACGCCUCCACCUCCAAGUACGUGGCAGGUCAGUCCUGUUGCGAGACAUUCCUUUUCCCAUACAUCCAGUGGCAGCUCACCACUGCGACGUUCUUCAGGCAAUAACGGUGGAUCAUCGCCUCUGCUCACCGGGCCUUUGGCAGUUUUAGGAUCUCCAACUACCAGAGCUCUACACGACAACAACAAUACUCUGAGGCAUUCGCCUGUUAUCCCUUUUGGUACUCGUGCUGUUACUUUGCCUGAAAUAUCUGAAGCUGGCAGUUUUCAAAAUCUCUUCCCUGAAACUAACCAAUUCACCACAGACGACCGUCCACUGACCUUCCUUGCUCCCGAACUUCCGGAAGAAACACUUUUAGAAAGAGAACACAACGAGAUAUUAGCCAAAUUGAACUUUGUUGUCGCACUGUGCGAGUGUGUCUGUGAAGUGGCACGGAGUCGCGCAGGCCCCCUUGGAGCUCCCAUAGGUUCCCUGGAGCAGGCUAGUGGUGCCGUGACUCGACGACGAGCUGAGCAGGUUGUGCUUCUCGUCAGGGCGCUUCAGCUUCUCAGCUCAGGUUUGGGAUUGGCUACCCAACAGUUGAAAGCUGGCAGACUACAACCAACGGCGAGUGUAAAAGAAGUGGUCAGUGUAAUGAACGAUAAGUUCCGAUCGUGUCUUUCUGAAUGUAAACAACUCAACAGUGCUGGGCUAUUGAGGCAAGCUGGUGCAACUGCAGAUAAAAUCCUCUACAAUCAUGCUAUUCAAAUGUGUCAAUCUGCAGCGCUUGACGAGCUCUUUGGAAACCCAGCAGAAUGUUUCCAGAGGUAUCAUACUGCUCAAAUACUUCUGCAUUCUUUAUCACAACAUGUCAGUCAUAGCCAAGACAGGGCUCUUCUAACUAAAUAUAAGGAUGCUGUUGAGAAGAGAUUAUAUGUUCUACAACAGCAAGGUUACAUCUACGCGACGGAUCCAACGUAACAUAAAACUAUUUGGCCGCAAAAAUACAAAUUCCCGCCCAACUUGUAUUGUAUCCUGAAAUGUUGAUUUAAAAAAGAAAACUCAUCUGAGUAACAAAGCAAGACGACCUUCGCGUUGUCGUAGUUUCAUAUUACUUACCAUAAUUUGAAUUUAUCUUUGACAAUAUAUAUAUAUACGGUUUUUUUUUUGGGUAAUAUUGCUUAAUCAUUGUUGAACAUCGAUUAUAUGAUAUCUACGCAUACAUCCGUGCAAGUACACUUUAUGUGUUGGAAUAUCCAUCGAAUUCUAUAAUUGUUGGAUAAAGUUGGCGAUGUUAGAUUGCGUAAAUUCAAGAUAAUCGAAAACAAUGUAAAACUGGUAUAACAGACGAGUCAAAAUAUAAUGCAAAGCAUGAAUGGGCGAUUUGUUUUUAAUUUUAUAUUUACAAAUUGCUCGGUAAGUUUUAUGAUUUUCACAACUGCUUCACGUUAGACAUUUUCAUUUUAACAACCCUGUAUGACAGUUUUCCAAAUCUAAGGGUUGAAAUCACACUACUGGUGGCAUACAUUUUGUAUGUAUGCACGCAUUUACCUCUGAGUGGAGGUAUAAUAAUAGUACAUGCCUGUGUACGCGUGUUUAAUACAUGUAUUGCACUUUAUUCGUGGUUGCAGGAAAAUAUACUAACGUUUCUUUAAUAUCAAUUAAUAAACAGACGUGUACUGAACGGCCGUACGUGUCCUUGAUUAAACGUAAGUUUGAAAAAGAAUAGCGAGCAAUGAUCAGCAAAUAAAGGUUUUAGAGGUCCGUCAAAAAUUCAUACAUAGUUUAUUCGCCAAUAACAUACCGAUACCUGAUACCAUGUAUAGAAUUAGUAAAAUAUAAUAUUAAUAAACUUUUCUUUAUGAUUUGUUUCUGCUUAUCGGAUUGAUAUUCCUAUGU
This is a messenger RNA of Neodiprion virginianus, 3569 nucleotides long. It is a transcript of the gene Atg1, whose product is annotated as serine/threonine-protein kinase unc-51. The transcript has 13 exons. Gene Ontology annotation, cellular component: autophagosome; cytoplasm. The coding region runs from base 384 to 2651 and encodes 755 amino acids. The record is from RefSeq and is a predicted model, not a curated record. Gene Ontology annotation, molecular function: protein serine/threonine kinase activity; ATP binding. Gene Ontology annotation, biological process: positive regulation of autophagy; autophagosome organization; autophagy. NCBI's taxonomy places the organism in Eukaryota, Metazoa, Arthropoda, Insecta, Hymenoptera, Diprionidae.